GUGAGUGUGUGAGGAGGAGUGUGACGCAGCAGCAAGCGAGCGGACAGACAGGCAAGCAGAGAGAGCGAGAGAGCGAGAGAGCGAGCAAUCGAGGCCUUGCAGGACUGGCUGCUGGCAGUGGAGCGCAGCGGAGAGCAGCUCGGGCUCGGCAGCGGAGGGACCCUGCCUGCUUUCCCCUGCGUCCGCCUGGGCCUUGCUCACACCCGCUAGGCCUGCUCUCAGCAGUAGCAGCAAGCAAGACCUCCAGCCAGCCAGCCUCUCCUCCUCCUCUCCCUUCUCCCUAUCCCUCUCUCUCUCUCUCUUCCCCCACAAACAGCUCUGCCUUUCCAGUCGCAGCCAGCGUACACAGCAUACGGAGGAGGAAGCAAGAAGGCCUGAGAGGGAGAGAGAGAGAGAAGGGGGAAAGAGGGAGGCAGCGGAGAGAGAAAGGCAAAUACCUUCCUACAGCCUACAGGACCCUCUGGCUGAAGCUUCAAGAGCAGCAGGAGCAGGAGCAGGAGCAGCGGACGAGAGGAGAGAAGAGGAGAGGAGAGAAGAGGAGAGGAGAGAAGAGGAGAGAAGAGGAGAGUGGCAUCGAACUCUAGUUUGUGUGGCUCCACCACUACUCUCACUCCCUCUCUUCUCUUCUCUUCUCGAUCCUCUCUUUUCUCACUCCCGGCGAAACCACGGCCCAGCCUGAGCGAAGCGGCCGCUGCCUGCUCCCCUGCCAUCGCAGGCACAGGCAGCCAGCGGACAGCAGGACAGGCCAAAGGAGGAAGGCUGACGCAAGUCCAGUUCCUGGAACGGCAGCAGCAGAGGCAGCAGAGGCAGAAGAGGUAGCAGCAGCUCACCACAGAGGUCUGAAGUGGAGGAAGGGAGGCUCGACACAUCAGGCUGGGAACAUGAGCAAACGCCAGAUGACAGUGGCGUCCCCCAGCACCCGUGGCCUGAUGGACAACUCGCACCCCCAGUCCGUCCUCAGCAAGCUCAGCGAGCAACGGUGCCAGGGCCUCUUCUGUGACCUAACAAUCGUCGUCGAGGACGUCAAAUUCCAAGCUCAUCGCAACAUUCUGGCAGCCACCAGUGGAUACUUCCGGAAUGCCUUGACAUCAGCAAAUGUGCGGACAGCUGGACACGUCCUGGAGUUGAUGGACCUGAAGUCUGAGGUGUUUGCUAACAUACUCGACUUCAUUUACAACUCUAAGGUGGUGACGAUAACAAAAGAGGACACCAAGUUGCUAGUAGCAGCCGGAAGGCGUUUAGGAAUUCCCUUUUUGGAGAAACUUGCAGAGUCUGACAGGCAAAGUUUAGGGGUCACAAAAGGCCAGGCUUCAUCAAAAACAAAACAACACAAACAUCACAAACAACACACACAAAAACCCAGCGCUCCAAAGAAAGAUACCCCAAGGCCAGAGGAACCUGACUGUGCAAAAGGUCCGCGCAUAACAAACGCCUUUUCCAUCACAGAGGUUGGUGCCGAAAACAACCCUUUCACUCCACUCGACCCAUGCUCUGGUGGGCAGCAGUCACCUACCCUGGGAACCCUCCCAGCCGCCUGCCCAGCCCCGAGCCUGACCUCUGCUGAGGGUGAACCGACACAGGCCCUGUCGGAGCAUUCAUAUGCGGUGAGUCAGGGCCCGCACAAAGCCCCACAACCGGCCGAGACAGAGCCGGUGACCGACAAGAAAAACAGUAAGCCAACCACAACGUCACCGCCCAAGACACUGAUAAGUCGAAACUUUGGGCCCAUCAAAAAGCGGCACCGGCUAAACUGUAUCCCUGCCAAGACUGGCGCACCACCAGCCCCGUGUGACACAUCAACUACGCCUGAGCAGGCACCCGAUAGCUGCCCUGUCCUGCAAAAAGCAACUGCAGUCCCGCCGCCUCCUCCCAUAACUCCACCGUCCCCACCAUCCCCAGAGCCUGAACCUGAAACUUGUCCAGCUCCCAAGUUGUUGCCUUUGACUGAGGACGUGGCCCCAGUAGAAAGAGAGCCUCCUUCCCUUAGUCCACAGGAAAAGCCCGAUACACCAACCUACCGCUGUGAGUACUGUCCUGAAGUGUUUGGGAACAGAGCACUCCUAAACAUACACACGCAGGUCCACAAGAGGAGAUUCGUCAGCCAUUUGUUUUGCAAGCACUGUCACAGGAAGUUCAUCCACCUGAAGAGAUUGCGCAACCAUGAGCAAAUGUGCUCCAAGGCCGCGAAAGGUCCACCCCAACUCGAGCCAGAGGGCAACACCACCACAGACAUUACUGACCAAACCACAGAUAUUGCACCCAGCGUGGAUGAUGAUGACUCAUCCGAGGCUCUUCCUCCACUGCACCUAGCUGACACGUUCACCCUCGACCCUACCCUGGAAAAUCCCCUCGCCCCGCGGUCCAUUUUAGACAGGGUGGAGAAGAGCACAGGAGGCCACAGAGCUUACAGGUGCAGCGUGUGCAAACGAGCAUAUGUAACACUGUCCAGUCUGAAGAGGCACGAGAACGUGCACUCGUGGCACAGGGCAUACCCAUGUCACUACUGUAACAAAGUGUUCGCCUUGGCGGAGUACAGAACCAAGCACGAGAUCUGGCACACCGGAGAGCGCCGUUACCAGUGCAUCUUCUGCCUCGAGACCUUCAUGACCUACUACAUCCUCAAGAACCACCAGAAGUCGUUUCACGGAAUCGAUCCGAGGCUGGCCGUGAACAAAAAGUCCGCCAACGGAGGCUUCAAGGGGAGCGUUUACCCUAUAAAACUUUACCGCCUCCUGCCCAUGAAGUUCAGAAAGAAACGUUACAAAUCAUACAGCCAUACCUUCUCGGACUCCGCGGACGACCAGGCGUUUGGCUCUGCUCCAGAUGAUUCCUAUCCUGCCACGCCCUUCCCUAGCACCGUCCCGAGCAGCAUUGAUAACAUCUGCUCAAGCCAGCCGCCGCUGUUCUCCAUGCCAGUCACGUUCAUGGCCACCCCUAAGACGGUGGCUGUCGGGAUGCCUCGCGUGAGCUUCGAAAGACCAUGUGACCAAGACAUGGAGCUCCCGUGCCUCUCUGACUCAGAAAUGCCAAGCAUGCCAUCCGAGCAGGUAGACCGGCAAGAUGGACUAUCAGACGCAGACGAGAGCGGAUCGCCCUUUGGAUAUGCAAAUUCAAUUACAGAAGAACAGACAGAAGACAACACAGAGAGAGAAAAUGCUGUAGCGCUUAAGAGCACAGGACGCAACAAGAAUACAAUUCCGUUCUUUAACCGGAAUCCGUCUGAUUCUGUGGGAAGUAUGAAUAACAGGUUAGGUGAUUUGUCUGCAGCUGCACACACGAUCGAGGCCAUGGCAAGCCAGCUCUUCCAUCAUCCAACUGCUGAGAGCCUGAAACCAGACAAGUCAGUUGGGGGCAAAACUGAGACGUACAUUGCAAAACCAGCAUGUCCCGGCCCAUCCAUAGACGGCCAUGUCUUGCCACUCUGUCACAUUACAGUCAAAAUUGGCAACGAGGCCAUCAUUCGCCGCAAAAUUAAAGGCUCCAAGUUAUUCCCAAAGAAAAGAAAGAGAAAGAGCUUGAGCCAGAUGGAAGAUACGACGGAAUCACACCCUGUGGAUAACGGCACUGAAAGCCCAAGCCUUCGUCUGAGGACAGAGGUUACUGCAUCUGUGGUAGAAAAUGAUGAUGAUACAGCCGACCCAGAGACGGACAAGCUGUGGCGGCCAUAUUAUUCUUAUAAGCCUAAAAAGAAAGGCAAGAGGUUACGGCUAAAACACAAGAAAGACCCCUCAGUGAAGUACUACAUGAGACCCAUGUCACCUGAACCCUCAGAAAACUUCCUGGAUGCAAGCCUCAGUCCCAGAGACAGCAUUUCAUCUGACAACGCAGAGAACAGACGCACCCUUAGAAGUAACAGCCCCAAAACAGUACACGUAUGCAACACCUGCAAGGGCCAGUUCUCCAGCGAGGCCUCUCUGAAGAUGCACGUGUUAAGCUGCAAGCGCCCGGUCUGUCGAAUGUGUGGCAAGCAAGCCUCCACAGAGGAGGCUCUCAGCCUGGGAGGCUUGUUGUCGGACCAGAGCCCCGACUUUGUCUGCAAAAGUUGCACGGAUGACAGCUCCUGUUUCGACAGUGCGAGUCGGAGUCCAAGCACGGAGAAACGCUACCGCUGCUCCUUCUGUCCACAGCGCUUCCUUUACCUCGCCACAAAGAGGAGCCACGAAAAGAAACACCAAGAGAAAUCCGGAAAGGGGUACAGCUGCCAGUACUGUCAUAAGAUCUGCAAAACCACCGCCCACCUGGCUUUACACGAGAAACGUCACUUUAUCAAAACCGAGGAGAGCGACAACGAAGACGGCGUGAUGGAGACCAACGUCAACAGCUCGAUCCUUCGACCGUCGUCCUUCACGGUCAACAAGGAAGAAACAAAACUCGAGCCGUGGGAUGGAGCAGAGAUCUGUGCUCCUGCCAUUCCAAAGGAAGAGGAUCCGAUGCAGGCCGACAGUGAUGGGCCUGAUCAGGACGAUGACAUCAGAAGUGGCUAUAAAAGCCCCCCUAUCUUAUCCCCCCGCACUGAAAACCCCUUUCUUGUGUCUCUUUCGGAGCUGCAGAAGAAGACUAAACACAAGCGACGAUACAUUCUUGACCGUCCCAAGAGCUUUGGCCUAGGUGGCCACAAACACGACUCCAGUAGCUUAACACAGGGCCAAAAAGGCCAUUUGCCUAGUCUAGGAAUUAGCAGUCGUUGCAGCACCGGGAUAGGCUUCUCGUCUUUUCUGUCAAAAGACCCACUCUCAAAGGGAUCUAGCCAUCAUGUUCCCAAGCAUAGUCUGUCAAAGGCACAGUGCCGUUUAUGGACGGAAGAACCCUAUUUUCAUGGGCACUAAAAACUUUUAGGAGAAGAAUGUAUGUGAAGAGAAAAAAAAACCUUAUCUGAUAAACCUUAGGGCAGGACCUGAAUGCUUGAUCAUGUUGCACCUUAGCUGCAUAAUUGAAUUCAAUUCCGUCAUGUUAACUUUUCAACAUGGAGGACUUAUAAUAAAUAAUAUCUGUGUACAUAGGGUUUUUGUCUCCACUUAAAAAAAUACAACUGGGUAGUUUUUUCAUGUUUUUACUAAGAGAACUGGUUUUAUUUUUAUAUGUUUUUAUUUGUCUCUACAAGACAAUGUCUGCAUUUCACAUCAGCUCCAUUCCUUUGAUGUAACCUAUGCAUUACGCAUUAACGACACAUACCGAGCACUUUCAGCAUACAGCUGCAUUAAAUGUUAGCUGACAAUGUGAUUUAGUCAUAUAUAUACAGUACUGUCCUGGAAUGCAUCCCAUUAGUUGUUAUUGCACAUGCCAUUAUUGCACAAGUUUAAAGGUGUUGUGUUCAUUUUUUUAACAGAGCUUUUCUUCUGAAUCAUUCACAGCUGUCACCUAAAGAUUAAGAGUCAUGCAGCAUAUUCAAAAUGUGUCUUUUCAGUUGUGUAUUACAAUCUAUGUUUUCUAACAUAUAAGCCAUACAUAGUUGGACAUCACGACAACACAAAAAAAGAGAUUAUGCCAUACAUUUUCUCAAUAAAGACAUAUGUCUCAUAUUC
Molecule: messenger RNA, 5522 nt
Organism: Engraulis encrasicolus (European anchovy)
Lineage: Eukaryota; Metazoa; Chordata; Actinopteri; Clupeiformes; Engraulidae
Gene: zbtb38
Product: zinc finger and BTB domain containing 38
Exons: 3
Coding region: 882-4826 (1314 amino acids)
Biological process (GO): regulation of transcription by RNA polymerase II
Cellular component (GO): nucleus
Molecular function (GO): protein binding; DNA-binding transcription factor activity, RNA polymerase II-specific
Source: RefSeq, a predicted model, not a curated record